This is a messenger RNA of Papaver somniferum (opium poppy), 13731 nucleotides long. RefSeq lists its product as uncharacterized. The transcript is spliced from 64 exons. Lineage: Eukaryota; Viridiplantae; Streptophyta; Magnoliopsida; Ranunculales; Papaveraceae. The coding region runs from base 202 to 13329 and encodes 4375 amino acids. Gene Ontology annotation, cellular component: extrinsic component of membrane. The record is from RefSeq and is a predicted model, not a curated record. Gene Ontology annotation, biological process: protein retention in Golgi apparatus; protein targeting to vacuole.
UCUUCGUUGAAAUGAAGACACAUCUUUAUCCGUCUUUUAACUCACAAGAUAGAUUUUUCAUAGACAUGAUUUGUUUACAUGAAACACACACAUUCUCUCUUUCUCUUCAUUAUCAGCUUCCAGGUUUUUGAGAGAUGAAUUGAUUUUAUUAUUUCCAGAUUAUAGUUUGUUUGAUCAGAUACAAGGUCUGAUUUAAAUAAGAUGUUGGAAGAUCAAGUGGCGAAUUUGUUACAGAGGUAUCUGGGGAAUUAUGUGUUAGGUUUAAAUAAAGAAGCUCUCAAAAUCAGUGUUUGGCAAGGGGAUGUAGAGCUGUCAAAUAUGCAAUUGAAGCCAGAGGCUUUGAAUGCGUUAAAGCUUCCUGUCAAAGUUAAGGCAGGAUUCCUUGGAUCAGUGAAGCUUAAGGUUCCAUGGAGUAGGCUGGGCCAAGAACCAGUUUUAGUUUACCUGGAUCGGAUUUUGUUGUUAGUUGAACCCGCAACUAAUGUCGAAGGACAUACUGAGGAUGCUGUUCAAGAAGCUAAGAAGAGUAGAGUACGGGAUAUGGAAACAAAGCUUUUGGAGGCUCAGGAGCGAUUACAAUCUGAGUUGAAUACGUCUUGGCUGGGAUCCUUAAUCAACACAGUAAUUGGGAAUUUGAAGCUCUCCAUUACCAAUGUGCACAUUAGAUACGAGGAUCUGGAGAGCAAUCCUGGACAUCCAUUUGCAGCUGGUGUAACGCUAGCUAAACUUUCUGCUGUGACGGUCGAUGAUAAUGGUAGAGAAACUUUUGUCACUGGCGGUGCUCUUCAGCGCAUUCAAAAGUCAGUGGAACUCGACCGCCUGGCGGUUUAUAUGGACUCUGAUAUUUCUCCCUGGCAAGUUAAGAAAAAAUGGGUGGAUAUGUCUCCUUCUGAGUGGAGUCAGGUGUUUGAAGUUAGCAACAGUGAUCGGCAACCAACUAGUGAUCUAAAGAAGGAGCAUUCUUACAUUCUGCAACCAGUUACAGGGAAUGCGAAGUAUUCAAAACCGAGGAAAGAUGAACUUAGUAGAUCAGGCCACCAAGCUGAACAGAAAGCAGUAGUUUACUUGGAUGAUGUUACUCUUUGUUUGUCAAAGGAUGCUUACAGGGAUAUUUUGAAACUGGUUGAAAAUUUUACUUCCUUCGAUCAACGUCUGAGAAAUGCUCAUUAUCGCCCACAUGUAUCUGUAAAAUCUAAUCCCAGCUCGUGGUGGAAAUAUGCUUACAAAGCUGUCUCCGAACAGAUGAAGAAAGCAAGUGGAAAAUUAUCUUGGGAACAAGUUCUAAAAUUUGCAAGACUGCGUAAGAGAUAUGUAGCUCUUUAUGCUUCUUUGCUGAAAUCUGAUCAAAGUCGGACAGUAGUGGAUGAUAACAAAGAAAUCGAAGAACUCGAUCGUGAGCUGGACAUUGAACUCAUUCUCCAGUGGAGGAUGCUAGCUCACAAAUUUCUGGAACAGUCAGGUGAAUCAAAUCUCUCAUCGAAACAACAGAAAACAAGUAGUUCAUGGUGGUCAUUGGGAUGGUCUAGUUCAACCAUUAAGGAUGAAAGUGAGCCUUGGCAUUUUAGUGAUGAAGAUUGGGAACGACUUAACAAAAUCAUUGGAUACAAGGAUAAUAACGAUGGAAAAUUACUGACGACUCAAGCCAAAGAUAAUGUGUUGCACACAUCACUGGAAGUUCACAUGAGACACAAUGCUUCAAAGCUUGUUGCUGAACCUGAAAACUGUCUUGCCGAAUUAUCCUGUGAAAGCUUAGAUUGCUCUAUAAAUCUUUAUUCAGAGGCCAAGGUCUUUGAAGUGAAGUUGGGGUCAUACAAGUUGUCGUCUCCAACUGGGCUUCUCGCGGAGAGUGCAACCGUGAAGGAUUCUUUAGUUGGUGUGUUUUGCUUCAAACCUUCCGAUGCAGAAUUGGACUGGAGUCUUGUCGUUAAAGCUUCUCCAUGUUACAUGACUUAUUUGAAGGAUUCCAUCGACCAAAUUAUCAAUUUUUUUGAUAGCACUUCUGCUGUUAGUCAAACAAUAGCUAUGGAAACUGCAGCUGCUGUCCAGAUGACAAUUGACGAAGUCAAACGCACUGCUCAACAGCAAGUGACGAAGGCAUUGGAGGAUCGUACCAGGUUUUUCCUUGAUUUGGAUAUUGCGGCUCCUAAGAUUAUCAUUCCUACAAACUUCUUCCCGGAUGAAUCUCAUGCAACUAAACUUCUUCUGGAUUUAGGAAAUUUAAAACUUAGCACUCAGGAUGACGGUGAAUCUGAUUCACCUGACGAGAUGGAUAUGUACUUGCAGUUUAAUUUGGGUUUAAGUGAUGUAUCUGCUGUUUUGGUGGAUGGAGACUACCAUUGGAGUCAAACUCUAGUUGACUCAUCUGCUAGUUUUUCCCAAUCUAAUUAUACUAGCUUUUUGCCUGUCAUUGACAAAUGUGGGAUAGUGAUGAAGCUUCAGCAGAUUCGAUCAGAAAAUGUUUCCUAUCCAUCAACGAGACUUGCUGUGCGGCUGCCCUCUUUAAGGUUUCAUUUUUCUCCAGCUCGUUACCAUCGACUGAUGGAAAUUGUAAAGAUCUUUCAGAGUGAGGAUAGUGAGAACUCAGAUAAUCUUCGCCCAUGGAUUCAAGCUGAUUUUGAGGGAUGGUUAUCUGUUCUUGCGUGGAAGGGAGUUGGAAAUAGGGAAGCUGUAUGGCAACGCAGAUACUGCUGUCUUGUUGGUAGUUUUCUUUAUGUCCUGGAGAGCCCUCUAUCUAAAACAUACAAGCAGUUUAUUAGGUUACGUGGAAAGCAGAUAUAUGAGGAUCCACCUGAGUUUGCAGGCAAUGUCGAACAUGUUUUAGCUAUUUCCGAUGCUUCACAAUCCAAUUCCAAGGUUGUUGAACAUGCGAAUGCUCUAAUUUUGCGAUGUGAAUCUGAUGAGUCGAGCAAAAUCUGGCAUAGCCGAUUUCAAGGGGCAAUAUAUCGUGCUUCUGGUUCUGCUCCUAUCACUGCUAAUCUGUCUAAUACUUCUUCGGACUCUGAAGAUGCUGAAGUUAAUGGUGACGGCAAUGUCAUGGAUAUAUUGGAGAAGGAAAGUCUGUUCAUUACGGGUGUCCUAGAUGAACUGAAAAUCUGUUUCGAUUAUAAUAAGCAAAGUGACCAUGCUUUCAAGACUGUCCUUUUGGCUGAAGAGAGUCGUUUGUUUGAGUUCCGUGCAUUAGGCGGCCAGGUCGAAAUAUCACUUCGUGGAAAGGAUAUGUUCAUUGGCACUGUUUUGAAAACCCUAGAAAUUGAGGAUUUAGUUUCCUAUGAGGGGAUGACUCAUCCUCGCUACCUCGCAAGAUCUUUCAUCAAGAGAACAGAGGCCUUCAGUGCGGAUGCUUCCGAAGAGUUUUUUGAUGUCCCAAGAAGCUAUAGCAACAACGAACUAACUCAGUAUGAAGGAGAGGAAAGCUUUUUUGAGGCAUCUGAGAGUUUGGGCGAUGUCAUUGACAGCCCUGCUCAAAACCGUGGAAAUAAGAGUCCUAAACCUCUGCUUAAACCCCCCAGCUUUCGUCGUGUUUCUGGCUUGCUUCCUGAUUACGAGCGUCAGGAAGAAACAGCGGACUCUAUAACUGAAGCUUUGGAUAGUUUUGUGAAAGCUCAGAUAGUUAUCUAUGACUUAAACUCUACACUCUAUAAUAACAUUGACAAGCGGGUGGAGGUAACCCUGGCUACCUUGUCAUUUUUUUGUUAUAGACCAACAGUUCUUGCGAUUCUUGAUUUCGUGGCUGCUGUUAACAUUUCUGGUGAUAGUUCUGAUGCUUCUAAUGAGAAGUCUGCAGUUCUACCCCAGGAGAGUUCUAGGGAGGAUUUGGUUGAUGAUCAAAAUUUAUCUCCAGUCCAAGAGUCUGUCAUGAAAGGACUGCUCGGGAAAGGAAAAUCCAGAGUUAUCUUUUAUUUGACAUUGAAUAUGGCUCGUGCAGAAAUUCUAUUGAUGAAUGAAAAUGGAACUCGGCUUGCUACGUUAUCACAAAAUAAUUUGCUCACGGAUAUCAAGGUGUUCCCGUCUUCCUUCAGCAUAAAGGCUGCUUUAGGAAACCUGAAGAUUAGUGAUGAUAGUCUCCCCAGUAGCCAUUCAUAUUUUUGGGUGUGUGAUAUGAGAAAUCCUGGAGGCAGUUCAUUUGUCGAGCUUUUAUUCACCUCAUUCAGUGUUGUUGACGAAGAUUAUAGAGGCUACGAGUAUAGCCUUUUUGGGCAGCUAUCAGAAGUAAGGAUCGUUUACUUGAAUCGCUUUAUUCAGGAGAUUAUUGGUUACUUCAUGGGUCUUGUUCCUAACAAUUCAAAAGAUGUUGCGAAAGUGAAAGACCGAGUGACUAACUCGGAGAAGUGGUUCACUACAUCUGAGAUUGAAGGAUCACCUGCUUUUAAGUUGGAUCUUUCUCUUAGGAAGCCCAUUAUUGUGAUGCCUCAGAGAACGGACAGUCACGAUUAUUUGGAGCUUGAUGUGGUUCACAUAACUGUACAGAACACCUUCCAGUGGCUUCAUGGAGACAAAAAUGAAAUGGGAGCUGUCCAUUUGGAAAUUUUAACUGUUCAGGUGAAAGACAUCAAUUUGACUGUUGGUACUGAAGCGGGACUUGGUGAAAGUAUAAUUCAAGAUGUCAAGGGGGUUUCUGUUGCUAUUAGGAGGUCACUUCGUGACUUGUUGCAUCAAAUCCCAACCACAGAGGCUGCCGUUGAGAUAGAUGUGCUAAAAGCAGCUUUAUCCAACAGAGAGUACCAGAUAAUCACACAAUGUGCUUCGUCUAAUUUCUCGGAGACCCCACAUUCAAUUCCACCAUUGAAACGACAGCCAGAGACAUCUUCACACAAUAUAGUGGGACCUGUAGCUCCCCCCGUGUCAGAUGUUGAGUUUGAAGUGGGGAAUAGUGAAAAGUGGAUUACUAUGACUGUUUCAGUUGCCAUUAAUUUGGUGGAAUUGAGUUUGCAUUCAGGGGAAACACGAGAUGCUCCUCUUGCUUCUCUACAGAUAAGUGGUGCAUGGCUUUUCUAUAAAUCUGAUACUACUGGAGAAGGUUUUUUAUCAGCAACCCUGAAGGGUUUCACUGUCAUUGAUGACCGCGAGGGAAGCAAAGAGGAGUUUAGGCUAGCGAUUGGGAAACCAGAGAGUCUUCGAUAUGGUCCUCUUUUGUCUACAUCCUAUGACGAUGACAAGAAAAUUGCUGGUUUUGAUAAAAGUGUCCUAAACGACAACAAUGUAAAACCAGUUUUGACGAUGCUUAUUGUUGAUGCCAAAUUUAACCAGUCAUCUACUUCCAUCUCCCUGUGUAUCCAAAGACCCCAGUUACUUGUCGCACUUGAUUUCUUGCUGGCCGUUGUAGAGUUUUUUGUUCCAACAGUUACUAGUGCAUUGUCGAACAAAGAUGAUGACAAUCCACUUCAUAUUGCUGAUGCAAUCAUUCUUGAUCAGCCAAUUUAUUAUCAACCUUCUGCAGAAUUUUCACUAUUCCCCCAGAAACCUUUGAUUGCUGACGAUGAAAGAUUCGAUCAUUUUAUUUAUGAUGGUAAAGGUGGAAACUUGUACGUACAGGAUAGAUGGGGAGAAAAUCUCCACAGUCUUAGCGCUGAAGCUGUUAUUUAUGUGGGAAGUGGCAAGAAGUUGCAAUUUAGAAAUGUGUGCAUAAAGAAUGGGCAGUUUUUCGAUUCUUCUAUUUUGCUUGGAGCAAAUAGCAGCUACAGCGUUUCGGAAGAUGAUCAAGCCUUUUUGGACUUCGAGAAAGGGGAUGAAGGAUCUCUGAACGCUUCAGAGGAACAUAUUGACCAUGUACCGACUAAAAAUGCUGAGCCUGAUAGGCCCACUGAGUUUAUUAUCGAGUUGCAGGCUGUUGGUCCAGAACUUACAUUUUAUAACACAUCAAAAGAUGUCGAGGAAUCGUCUAAAAUGUCCAAUAAACUUUUGCAUGCACAACUGGAUGCAGUUUGCAGGGUUGUUAUGAAGGGAGACACUCUUGAAAUGACAGCGAAUGCACUUGGCUUAACGAUGGAGAGUAGCGGGGUCAGGAUUUUGGAGCCUUUUGACACCUCUAUAAAGUUUUCUAAUGCCUCUGGGAGAACAAACAUACAUGUAGCUGUUACAGAUAUAUUCAUGAACUUCUCCUUCAGCACUUUGAGGCUUUUUUUAGCAGUUGAGGAAGACAUUAUGGCGUUUAUGAGGAUGUCAUCAAAGAAAGUAACACUGGUCUGCUCGGAGUUUGACAAAGUCGGAAUGAUUCAAAAUCCCCACGAUGGCCAAACAUAUGCCUUCUGGAGACCACGUGCACCACCUGGUUUUGCAGUUUUAGGAGAUUACCUGACACCAUUGGACAAGCCACCUACAAAAGGAGUUCUUGCGGUAAAUGCUAACUUAGUAAGAGUGAAAAGACCUGUAUCUUUCAAGCUAAUUUGGCCGUCUCCGGAUGCUGGAGCACUAUCAUAUUCUCAAGGUGCCAGAAACCACAUUGGAAGUUCUGAGAUAGUACCAAAUAUUGAUGAUAGAAGGGAAGACGACAGCUGUUCCAUUUGGAUACCUGUUGCACCGCCAGGUUAUGUCUCAAUGGGGUGUGUGGUUUCAUCAGGAAGAUUAGAGCCACCAUCAUCUUCUGCUUUGUGCAUCCUGGCUUCAUUAGUGUCUCCUUGUGCUUUCCGGGAUUGUAUUUCUAUCAGCUUUUCCGAACAAUAUCCGUCAAAGCUAGCAUUCUGGCGUGUUGAUAACUCUGUUGGAACUUUCUUGCCAGCAGAUGUUGUUAAUAUGAAUGCAAUAGGGAGGGCAUAUGAGCUGCGUCAUGUAAUUUUUAGUUACUUGGAAGAUUCUUCACAAGCAUCGAUGGGUUCAAGCAUCCAAGAAAUCCCUCUGGAUAGGGAUCAAAUUGUACAGUCAGAAAGCUCAGCAAUCUCAAGUUCUGGGAGAAGGUUUGAAGCUAUUGCUAGUUUUAAAUUAAUUUGGUGGAAUCAGGGCUCAAGCUCCAGGAAGAAACUAUCCAUAUGGCGUCCGCUAGUCCCUCCAGGGAUGAUUUUUCUUGGAGAUAUCGCUGUUCAGGGGUAUGAGCCUCCUAAUACAUGUGUUGUUCUUCACGAUACUGGUGAUGAAGCUCUUUUCAGAAACCCUCUAGAUUUUCAGGCGGUUGGACAAAUUAAGAAACAAAGAGGAGCCGAAAGUAUAUCUUUCUGGUUGCCUCUAGCUCCCCCAGGAUAUGUUUCGUUGGGAUGUGUUGCAUGUAAGGGCACACCAAAGCAGGAUGAUUUGAGCUUGUUCAGAUGCAUACGUAGCGAUAUGGUGACAGGGGGUCAGUUUCUUGAAGAAAAUAUAUGGGAUUCAUCAGAUACCAAGGUCACGACAGGGCCAUUUAGUAUUUGGACAGUUGGUGAUGAGCUGGGUACAUUUCUUGCUCGCAGUGGUUUCAGAAAGCCUCCCAAAAGAUUUGCUCUACGACUUGCAGAUGCAACUGUCACAAGUGGUUCAGAUGAUACUGUAAUCGAUGCUGAAAUGAGAACUUUCUCCCUAGCAGUUUUUGAUGAUUAUGGAGGAUUGAUGGUUCCCUUGUUCAACAUCUCUCUGAGUGGUGUUGGAUUUAGUUUACAUGGAAGAUCUGAAAACUUAAAUACAACCAUGAGCUUCUCCCUGGAAGCCAGAUCAUAUAACGACAAAUACGAUUCAUGGGAGCCUCUUAUUGAGCCAGUGGAUGGAUUCUUGAGGUAUCAGUAUGAUCUGAACUCACCAGGUGCUGCUUCCCAAUUGCGUCUAACCUUCACGAGGGAUUUGAAUUUAAAUUUCUCGGUGUCUAACUGUAACAUGAUUUUGCAAGCAUAUGCAAGUUGGAAUAAUCUUAGCCAUGUUCAUGAAUCCUAUAAAAAGAGGGGCUCAGUUCUAAAUUCAUUUGAUGGAAAAUCAAUUAUUGGCUUUCAUCAUAGGCCACACUAUCAUAUUGUCCCACAAAACAAACUUGGCCAGGACAUAUUUAUACGUGCCACUGAGAAAAGGGGACUCCAAAAUAUUAUUAAGAUGCCAUCUGGUGAUGUGAAGCCUGUAAAGGUUCCCGUAUCCAAAAAUAUGUUGGAUUCGCACUUGAAGGGCAAGCUUGGUCAGAGGUUCAGAACGAUGGUGACUGUCAUCAUUGUGGAUGGACAGUUCCCUACCGUUGAAGCGUUAUCUGCUCACCAGUAUACAGUUGCUAUUCGACUUGUUCCAAACGAGUACCUUCCUAGUGAUUCACUUCUGAAGGAACAAAGUGCACGCACAAGUGGCACCAUCUCGGAUCGCUCCUUGCCUUCUGGAUUUGAGUUGGUGAAGUGGAAUGAAACAUUUUUCUUCAAGGUCGAUUCCCCGGAUUUUUACAUGAUGGAACUGAUGGUGACGGACAUGGGUCAAGGAGAACCUGUUGGAUUCUAUUCAGCUCCUCUGAAGCAGAUAGGGAGCAUUUUUAGUGAAAGUUCAAGAUCAUAUGGUUCUAGUAAUGAACUGAAUUGGAUGGAAUUAUCCUCUGCAAGACCGAUGAGCAUGCCACGGGAAGAUGAACAUAAUCAAUCACAUGGGAGAUUGAGAUGCGCCAUACUCCUUUUGCCGAUGUCUGAAGAAAAUGUUUCUGAGACCUCAAGUGAUGACAAGAGACGUGGACUUCUUCAGAUAAGUCCUGCCCGGGAAGGACCUUGGACGACUGUGAAGCUAAACUAUGCUGCACCUGCAGCUUGUUGGCGUCUGGGCAAUGAUGUUGUUGCCAGUGAAGUAAGUGUGAAAGAUGGGAACAGGUUUGUAAAUAUACGGUCUUUAGUUUCAGUGACCAACAAUUCAGAAUUUAUUCUUGAUGUGUGCCUCACCAUCAAAGGUUCUUAUGGGAACAUGAAGUCUGUUGAUGACCACAAGCAAGGAGUGAAAGACAUUGUUCGCGAAAGAUUUGAUACAGAUGACUUCUUUGAAACUCAAAAAUACAACCCAGACAUCGGUUGGUUUGGUUGUCUGACCAAAUCACUGCAUUCGGACUCUGAUGAUGAAGACUCCCAUCAGGAGAUUUCAGAAGUUGACUUGCCCUCAGGUUGGGAAUGGACUGAUGAUUGGCAUAUUGAUAAUGCUUCGGUAAAUACCGCUGAAGGCUGGGUUUAUGCCCCUGAUCUCGAACGUCUAAAAUGGCCCGAGUCAUAUAAUCAGUUGAAGUUUGUGAAUUAUGCACGGCAAAGGAGAUGGGUCAGGAACAGGAAAAGGGUACUAGGUGGUGUUAAACAGCGAAUACCAGUUGGGUUGUUGAAUCCUGGAGAUACAGUACCGCUCCCUCUUUUGGGCCUGACACAUCCUGGAGUGACAUACGUCUUGCAGUUAAGGCCGUGGAGUGCUAAUGAGCACAACAAUUACACUUGGAGUUCACUUGUGGGUAUGCCUCGUGAUCAACCAGAGAAUAAAGAAAUGUCUGAAAUAGUUGUUUCUAGUUUGUCCGAGUCUGAGGAACUUCUGUAUUGCACUUCUAGCCAAACAUGUGAAAGCUCUUCAAGUAGGGAAAACAGCCCGGGUUUGUGGUUUUGUUUGAGUAUAAAAGCUACCGAGAUUGGAAAAGAUAAUCAUUCAGAUCCUAUUCAGGAUUGGAAUCUUGUUAUCAAAGCGCCAUUAUCUGUAGUUAACUUUCUUCCCUUGGCAGCAGAGUUCUCUGUUCUUGAGAUGCAGGAAAAUGGUAAGUUUUUUGGUUGCUCUCGAGGAAUACUAUCUGCAGGUGAAACCAUUGGGAUCUAUAAAGCUGACCUGAGAAAGCCACUCUACUUAUCGCUCCUUCCACAGGGAGGGUGGUCACCGGUACAUGAUGCUGUUAUGGUAUCGCAUCCUAGCGGAGUUCCAUCUAAAACUAUAGGUUUGAAGAGUUCAUUCACUGGAAGGAUAGUUCAAGUCAUACUUGAACAAAAUCAUGACCAAGAACAGCUGAUGGUGGCAAAGAUUAUUAGAAUCUAUGCUCCUUUUUGGAUUGCAAGUGCUAGAUGUCCGCCACUUACGUAUCAGCUUGUGGCUACAGCUGGAAAGAAAAAACGAAAAUUUUCCCUGAUGCCCAAUUCAAAGCAGAGCACUGAAACGGUUGUUGAAGAAAUAACUGAAGCGGAAAUAUUUGAAGGUUAUACCAUUGACUCUACAUUAAACUUCAAGUCUAUGGGCCUUUCAGUUUCUAUCAGUCAAUCUGGCAAGAAACACUUUGGACCUGUUACAGAUCUUUCUUCUCUUGGUGAUAUGGAUGGUACCGUUGGUCUUUAUGCAUAUGAUGAGGAAGGCAAUUGCAUCCAUCUUUUCAUUUCCUCAAAGCCAUGUCCUUAUCAAUCUGUGCCUACCAAGGUGAUCUCUGUUCGACCUUUCAUGACAUUCACAAACAGAAUUGGUCAAGACAUUUUUGUUAAGUUAAGCAGUGAAGAUGAUUCCAAGGUUCUUCGAGCUUCUGAUUCGAGAGUUUCUUUUGUGUAUCGCAAAACAGAAGGACCAGAUAGGCUCCAGGUUCGGUUAGAAAAUACAGAAUGGAGUUUUCCUGUUGAAAUUACAAAAGAGGACACCAUCUUUCUUGUUCUGAGGACAUCUACUGGUAGUAGGAGAUUUCUCAAGGCAGAAAUCCGAGGCUAUGAGGAAGGAUCACGUUUUGUAGUUGUAUUUCGUCUGGGAUCCACAUAUGGGCCCAUCAGAGUUGAAAACAGAACAAUUGACAAGAUCAUCAGAAUCCGUCAGUGUGGUUUGAGCGAUAAUUCCUGGAUCCAGCUAAGUGCUCUUUCAACUACAAAUUUCUGUUGGGAAGAUCCAUAUGGGGAAAGGCUUAUUGAUGUUGAAAUCCAAAGUGAAGAUUCUAUUGUUGUUCAGAAAUUAAGCCUUGAUAGGGCAGGCGAAGUUUCUUCUGAUGUGGGAACACCAGAAGUACAGUUUCAUGUUGUGGACAUGGGACACAUCAUGAUUGCUAGGUUUACUGAUCAUAGGACAUCGGAAUCAGUUUCACAAGAAGAGAGUACAGCCCUGGCAACCACUGGAAACUGGGGCACUUCAGAAAUGAAGCACAAGCAUAAUACUUCUGCACCUAUGGAGAUUAUGAUAGAGUUGGGGGUCGUAGGGGUCUCUAUAAUUGACCAUAGACCAAGGGAGCUCUCGUACCUGUACUUGGAGGGAGUCUUUAUUUCAUACUCAACUGGUUAUGACGGGGGAAACACAAGCAGGUUGAAGCUCAUAUUGGGACACAUGCAAAUAGAUAACCAGCUGCCACUCACUCUGAUACCUGUUCUCUUGGGACCUGAACACACCGCCGAUGCACAUCAUCCAGUUUUCAAAACGACGAUUACUAUGAGGAAUGAUAAUAAUGAUGGCACCUUGGUUUACCCAUAUGUUUAUAUAAGGGUAACUGAAAAGACUUGGAGGCUUAGCAUCCAUGAACCAAUUAUUUGGGCAUUUGUGGAUUUCUACAAUAACCUUCAGAUGGAUAGGAUUCCCAAAAGCUCUAGUGUUACACAAGUUGAUCCAGAGAUACGUGUCGACCUUAUAGACGUCUCUGAAGUAAGAUUAAAGAUUAAGUUGGAGACAGCGCCAGCUCAAAGACCCCAUGGGGUCCUAGGUGUUUGGAGCCCCAUACUAUCUGCUGUUGGAAAUGCAUUCAAGAUUCAGGUUCAUUUAAGAAAGGUCAUGCACCGGAAUAGGUUCAUGAGGCAAAGCUCUGUUGUUCCAGCCAUUGUCAACCGUAUAUGGCGGGAUCUGAUCCAUAAUCCUUUACAUUUGAUAUUCUCAGUAGAUGUUCUUGGUAUGACAAGCUCAACAUUGGCUUCUUUAAGUAAAGGCUUUGCUGAGCUGUCAACAGAUGGGCAGUUUCUGCAAUUACGUAUGAAGCAGGUAUGGUCUAGAAGAAUAACUGGGGUUGGUGACGGUAUUCUUCAAGGAACUGAAGCCCUUGCUCAAGGGUUUGCUUUCGGCGUGUCUGGGGUUGUAACAAAGCCUGUUGAGAAUGCAAGGCAAAAUGGUCUUCUCGGUUUUGCUCAUGGGCUGGGACAAGCUUUCCUAGGGUUCAUUGUUCAACCAGUUAGUGGGGCAUUGGAUUUUUUCUCACUAACAGUAGACGGAAUUGGUGCAAGUUGUACUAGGUGCUUAGAAGUCUUUAAUAACAAGACCGCCUUCCAAAGAAUCAGAAACCCUCGUACAAUCCACGCUGAUGGCGUCCUCAGGGAGUACUCUGAGAGGGAAGCAACUGGUCAGAUGAUUCUAUACCUCGCAGAAGCAAGUCGGCACUUCGGUUGUACAGAGAUUUUCAAGGAGCCAUCGAAGUACGCCUGGAGUGACUAUUACGAAGAGCAUUUCAUCGUGCCUUAUCAACGAAUUGUUUUGGUAACGAACAAGCGUGUCAUGCUACUACAGUGUAUGGCUCCAGAUAAGAUGGAUAAAAAGCCCUCCAAGAUUAUGUGGGACGUCCCAUGGGGAGACCUAAUGUCAUUGGAGCUUGCGAAGGCAGGCUACUCCAAACCCUCUCACUUGAUUCUCCAUCUUAAGAAUUUCAAGAGGUCAGAAAAAUUUGUUAGGCUCAUCAAGUGCAGCGUUGAAGAAACAGAUGAGGAAGAACCUCAAGCUGCUCGAAUCUGUUCGGUCAUACGUAAAGUGUGGAAAAGAUACCAGGCAGACAUGAGAUGUGUUACUUUAAAGGUUCCUUCAAGUCAGAGACAUGUCUAUUUCUCUUGGGAGGAAGCAGAUGGGAGAGACUCUCAGAACCAGAUGAAACCCAUAAUUAAGCCAAGAGAAUACUUCACAGGCGCUACUGGUGGUAACUCUGGUGAUAAGAGAUUCAUAAAGCAUACUAUUAAUUUUCAAAAAAUUUGGAGCAGCGAACCGGAGUCAAAAGGUCGAUCCGCACUGAGCCGAAAGCAGGUGUUGGAGACUGGUGGAGUUUGUAGCAUCUGGCGACCAACUUGUCCUGAUGGGUAUGUCUCCGUUGGGGAUGUAGCUCAUGUUGGUAGCCAUCCUCCGAAUGUCUCUGCUACCUACCAUAAUGUUGAUGAGCAAUUUGCGCUUCCAGUAGGAUAUGACCUGGUAUGGAGGAAUUGUAUAGAUGAUUAUGCAACUCCAGUAACAAUUUGGUUUCCGAGGGCACCUGAUGGAUAUGUCUCACUUGGUUGUGUUGCUGUUGCUGGUUUCAUGGAGCCUCAGAACGAUACAGCUUACUGUGUUAAAGCAAAUCUUGCGGAAGAGACACUGUUCGAGGAACAAAAGGUUUGGACUGCUAAGGAAUCAUACCCUUGGGCCUGCCAUAUUUAUCAAGUCCAGAGUGAUGCUUUGAACUUCGUCGCACUACGUCAACCGAAGGAAGAAUCUGAAUGGAAACCAAUGAGAGUUAUUGAUGUUCAUCAACCGUUACAAACAUCAGAACUGCAUUGAAGAUGAUUAGUGCACCUAUUGAUUGCACUCUCCAACUAUAGUGGGUAACCAUCUUAUUCAACAUUCGAUCCUUUUUGUGACCCGUCACUGUAUCUUUUUGUACAAUGCCAAGGACUGAGAAUAGAAAAGUGAAAUAUAUUUGUCAACUUGGAAAGAAAAAUAGAUUGUAAAUGUGGGAUUGUGAGUGUACAGCCUGUGUGAAUGAAAUUUGAAAAUGAGAUUUUGAGAUCUUUCUUAUGGAGUAAUCUCCUGUUGCUAUGUGCUGGGAGUUGAGUGGUUAAAAUUAUAAGCGAGGGUUUUACAUUUUAGAAUCACAUGUAGAAUCCACUAGCACCUUCCAUCAGAAAGCUUAUUUAUUUUUGUGGAAUUGUACAAUGAAAACCUCGAGAAAACUAUUGCUGA